AUGUUCGUGGGCUUAGAGAUGCUUGUCGGCGACUACAUCACACACAAGAAGAAUCUAGAAGGCAAGAUUGGCUACAGAUACGCAGGCACAAAGGCCCUGCACCACCUGGCGCUGACAGUGCUGCCAUUUCCAGCGCUGGAGGAGCCCACGAAAACUGCGUCAGAGUUCCUUGGCAAGGGAAACCUCAGCACAGGUCAGAUUUUUGGCGACCUCUUCGGAGCUGCAGUGUCCUGGGUCUUCAUUGCUAACGUCAUGGGCUUCGUUGGGCGACUGGUAACCGAACGCGAGGAGAAGAGAAAGGAAGGUUUACGGAUGAUUGGCUGCAGUGAUUUCGCGUACUACGGCCACUGGAUCAUUUACGGUUGGACUACGGGCUUUGUGUACGCGACAUUCACCGUGAUCACGUUCUUCGGCAUGCGGAUCUUUACGUCGGGCUUUGUCACCUUUUACCUCAUCUGCCUGGUCUUCUUCUUGAACUUGGCUCUUGUAUCCUUCGUGUACUCCUGCUUCCUGGGAAACGCCUUCAUGGGACAGCUCAUGACGCUGGUAAUUUACACCUUCACCUGCAGCAUUAGCAUCAUUCCGCACAUGCCUGGCGGAGACCUCUUGAUGCUUUUCCCGCAGUCACUUGUCUACAUUUGGCCGGGUACUAUUUUGUGGACGCUCCUCUGGCUUUAUCUGGACCAGGUGAUUUCUCACAAUGGUGGCAAUGCUUUGCGCCCUUGGUUUCCAUGUGAUCCAAGCUACUGGAAAGGCGAUGGGGGCGUCGCCCAAGCGAGCACUGAGAUGAGAAGCCUCGGCCUUGCCGCGGGCUCUGAGCACACAGAGGCGUUGAUUGAAGAGACCCCCAACUUGGAGGAGGCACCCAACCUGGGUGCACGCGGAUCCAUUGACGAAACGAUGUCAAAGAUCGGUCGUAGCUCACUGAUCGAGCCCGCAGAUAGGGGGAUGAUGGCCCAGAUUCUGUCAAAAAGCUGCGUGAAGGUCGAUGAUCUCUGCGUUUACUUCAAGGGGAUCUACUCAGAGGAGAUCCGGGCGGUGGAUGGCGUUAGCCUAGUCAUGUUCCCCGGAGAGAUCUUUGCGCUGCUGGGCCACAACGGAGCAGGCAAAUCCACUACGAUGUCAGCGCUGUGCGGCCUAAUACCUCCAACUUCAGGCAAAAUCUCAGCAUUCGGGCUGGACGUUCCCAAGGACAUGGUGGAGGUGCGGAAAUCCAUGGGCUUCUGCCCUCAGCACGACGUCUUGUUUCCGGAAUUAUCGGUCGUGCAACACAUAACGCUUUUCACGACAUUGGCGGGAAGGUCAUUGAGUAGCGAGGCUUCCGUGUUCCAGCUGGUCGCAGAUGUCGGCCUCGGCUCCCGUGCGAACUACUUGAUUACCUCCCUGUCUGGGGGCAUGAAGCGCAAGUUGUCUGUCGGCCUGGCUUUUGCAGGAGAUCCAAAUUUGGUGGUUCUCGACGAGCCCACCAGUGGCAUGGAUCCUUUCAGCCGGCGCGCGCUCUGGGACUUCUUGAAGCUGCGGCGUCAGGGUCGCGUCAUGCUGCUUACGACGCAUUUCAUGGACGAAGCUGGCGUGCUUGGUGAUCGCGUAGCUAUCAUGAGAGCAGGUGCAGUGCAGGCUUCUGGAACGCAGAAUUUUCUGAAGCGCCGAUUCGGCUGCGGCUACGUCCUGACGAUAGUCAUGCGGGAGCGCGGCGACAACCACGAGCCGGUGAAGCAGCUCCUGAGCUCCAUACUCGGCGACGUGGACACUUCAGGAGUCGGAAAAGAAAUUUUGGCAAACGUGCCCAUGGAGAAGGAGGAACCUCUGUCUUCGUGUUUAGCAGCACUCUCCGAGAAGAAGGCCGAGCUUUCUGUGGCCACCUUCGGCGUGUCAGUCUCGAACCUUGAGGAGGUUUUCCUCAAAGUGGCCAGCGGAGAUCAUGGAAGCGACGAUGCAAAGAAAGAAACUGAGAACUCCUUCCAAGCAGCCAUGGAAGAGCAGCCUCAGGUAUCACAUGGACCAGCAUUCGUCAUGCCAAACCCAGGUGGGACAAUUCCACAACAGAUCAGGGCACUCCUCGAACGUCGUGCUGCAACUGCUCUACGCGACCGAAAGAUGUUCCUGCUGGCCUGCCUUCUGCCAGUUGUGGGCGUGUUCUUCGCAACCUCCUUUGGAGCACUUCUGGUUUCUCUCGGAUCUCCACCACAAGGGCCAGGAGUCCCCAUCAAGAUGGAGCUCGCCAACAUGAAGGUAACUGUGGCCACCACCGAAUCAGAUACUGCGACGAGCGGAGUAGAGCUUCUUCCCGAUCCUGCCGGAAAUGAGCGUACGAUUUCGCUGCAGAAGCAGGCAACGAAGUGCUCGACAUCAUAUAGUCGCGAUCCGUCCAGCUGCACGGUGUCGGGGCUUACCGACAGGUACUCCGGAGUGCCCCCGGAGUACAUUGCGGCUUGCACGCGGUAUCUAGUGGAGUUUGACGAUGUGCUGCAGCUUUGCCAGAAUCAGAUGCAGAAAGCUGAGAAGGAUCCACAGGAUGUAGGGGUCCUGUUCAUCGACGGCUUUCCCGUCGUUGCUGCCAAUCAAUCUUAUGUGGCUCAUGGUUUUCCACUAGCGGUGAUGGAGAUGUUCCACGAGGCUACCGGGCUUCAGCUGAAGAUCAAGGAAGAGAUCACACCUAUGACUGUGCCCGAGCAGAUGCAUUACAAAACGCAGAACCUGAUCCAUCAGACUAUUGCGAGCUUGAUGACCGUGGCCCAAGUACUCCUUGAGGAGAUGGAAUAUCAGACCAACAUCUCGAUGCGAUGGUUUCCUUCUGAGAUCAGCAUCCUGAGCAACUUCGCUUUCUGCUUCGUGCCGAUUGCUGUGCUCGGCUUCGUCCUCAUGGAGAAGACGAAGGACAUCAAGCACCAGCUCAUGAUCUCGGGUUGUUCCGCCCGCGCCUACUGGAUCUCCAUGCUGAUCUGGGACUGCGCCUUCACCGUGUUCCCGAUCUUGGCGCUGUAUGGCUUCCUCUGGUUUUACGGCUUCCAAGCCUUCAUCUACUACUGGCAGACCUCCUUGGCUCUCCUUCUUCUCUUCACUCCGGCGGCAGUUGGACUGGCAUAUGUCCUGUCGCAUAUGACAUCUUCGCCAGCACUGGCGAAUGUUGGCCUCGCACUGUGCAACGGUGUCAUGGUUGUCUUCUUGGUGAUGACCUUCCUUUUCUUUGACAUCUUCACGAAGGCCGUGCCCAUCGAGAGGACUUUCAGCGCUGGACUCAGCUCCGAUGGGGCAUCAUUGGGCGACUUCGCCAAAACGAUGAACGGUGACUGCACGGAUUUGCAAGAGCUCGAACUCAAGCCAUUCUGCAGAAUGGUACAAGUUUCCAACAUUGGAAUUCCCAUCUUAAAGGGCAUGGGCUUCUUCUUGCCGGGCUUUCACCUGUUGGAUGGCCUGCUUCGCAUUGCUGGACGCCACGCAUUUGUGACAUUGCUAUUGCCUAAGUUCUUGGAAAAGAUCGCCGACACGGCAUCACGGAAGUUUAUGGAAGCUACGGCUGGAAGGUUGUUCAGUGGCUGUGGGGAGAGAUGGCAGCCACGGGCAACAGACUCGGAUUGUUUUGCCUACGAUGCUUGGAGGGGUUCGACAAAGUGGAGUUCACCAGACUGCGGCUUGAAGCAGGUGGCAGCGAUGUUUGACGAGUCAGUGGCACGGCAGAUUCUUCGGCCCAUUCUACGGAUGGUGGACGGCAUCAAGCAGGGGUUGCCACCGGAAACAGCCCAGCAGAUUGACGCCAUGGUUCAGAUGUAUGCCGCACACCCGGCCGACCUGGCGAUGGUGUUCGGGGGCCAACAGCUGAUAUCGCUCUUGCCCCCUGAGGAGCAAUUUGCAUGGGCGAAUGCCCUGCAAUGCGCCAGCAAAGACGGAGCACCCAUUGCCGUAGUCGGGCCUCUUCUGGCAACUCAUGCAGAGAUCUUGGGAGACAGGCUGCAGAUGACGCUGAAGGCAAUAGCCAGAUCCCCCGCACUGACUCAGAAUGGGGACAAGUUUCUUCCACCUCUGAAUGGCUGGGGCAAGUGCACUAUCGGCCCUUCCAUCGGCCCCGUAAGCAUCGCCGAUUUGCUCCCGCAUCCGGGCAGCACUUGUCCCAUGUUUGACUAUCUUUGGUCUUUCGCAUGUUUCGGCAAAAAGAGGAAGGAGCGCCAUCAUAGGGCGGAGGCGAAGAACAUCGGAAUAACACUACCGCAGACGUCCCUCGGGCCACUGGAGGUGAAGGCUAGACUCGGCGUGCCUUGUGAUCUGGGAGUUGGAGGUGCAGUCGGACCCUUGGUUGAGAUGAUGGUUACCAUGCCAACUAUGAAUGACACGAUGAUCCGAUUAGCAGCACUGUGCAUCGUCCUGCCAUUGCUUGCGAUCGUGCUGGAGGAUGAUUUAUCGCAGAGCCCUCGCAUCGCCCGGAAGUUCACCAUCAGCAAGCCCGUGCCACCUGAGAUGCUGACGCUGGAGGACCAGGAUGUUCGAGCAGAGAAAGACAGGGUGGCGACGGUGGAUCCGCGCAAGCAGGUCAUGUACGUCAAGGGCCUGCGCAAAGCCUACGGUUCGCUGCUGAGCUCGAAGGUCACUCAUGCCGUGAGGGGUGUCACUUGGGCCGCAGACCAGGGGAUGGUGUUCGGUCUGCUGGGUGUGAACGGUGCCGGGAAGACGACAUCGUUCAAGCUGAUGUCAGGAAUCCUGACCCCAUCAGCUGGAGAGGUGCGUGUGUUGGGUAUUGACAUGGUGGAGGAGACGAGCCGGGCCCGGCGGUUGAUCGGAUACUGCCCACAGUUCGAUGCCCUCAUCCAUGUCAUGACAGUCGAGGCGCACUUGUACCUGUAUGGCCGCAUGAAAGGCCUCACAGGGAAAGACUUAAGAAGUGCUGUAGACGAAAAGGUGGAGGAGAUGCAGCUGUCCCAGUACCGCUUCCGUCGAGCCGGGACGCUGUCGGGUGGCAACAAGAGGAAGUUGUCUGUCGCAAUGGCGCUCAUCGGCGAGCCUCCGGUGAUCUUUCUCGACGAGCCAAGCACAGGUAUGGAUCCGUUUGCGCGACGCUUCAUGUGGUCUGUCAUACAGGACAUGGCAGAGAAGCGAAAGCAAUCGGUCGUGGUGCUCACCACCCACUCCAUGGAGGAAGCUGAGGCAUUGUGCAGCAGCAUCGCCAUCCAGGUUGAUGGACAGUUCCGAUGUCUCGGGUCCGCACAGCACUUGAAGUCCAGGUACGGGUCAGGCUAUGAGGUGAGCGUGAAGUUCAAUGCUGUUCCACGCGAGGCACUCGCACAAUUGGCUGCCAAGUUUCUUCCCGCAGGACGACAGCUGGAUCGAAGUGGUUAUUCGAUGAUCUCGCGAUCGCAGGCCAUGGAGUCCCUGCCUCUGGAGCUUCGAAAUACUGCAGCUCUGCCAUCUGGUCCUCUGCCCGCCAACAUGGAGGAGGUGGCGGCUGAAGUCGUGGCAGAGUGGCAGGUGAUGCAAAAUCGCUUAGAGCAGUUCAAAGGCUUCUUCUCCGCCCCUGCACCGGGUUUGGCAGAGCUUCAACUGGGCAAGGUGAUGGUCCUCGAGUUCCAUGGUAGCUCGCUGCGCCUACGCCUGCCAGCUGCCGGUGAAGAGCAGCUUCCCAAGCUUUUCGCAGCGCUGUCCCAGGCCAAGUCGCAGUUUGGUUUGAACGACUUCGCGGUCUGUCAGUCCUCUCUGGAGCAGGUCUUCAACAGUUUUGCGGCCGAACAAGAGCAGGAGAAGAAGGCUGCUGUGCCACGAGCUGCCGGGCACUAUGGCGAGUUGAUGAUAACGACGAUGUUGGUCCUGGUGCAUUGCCAGCCGGAGAACCAGGGAAAGCUGUACAGCAUUCCGUUGAUGGAUUGGCUCGCUGAUAAGUACAAGGACGAGUUCGACAAUUUCUCGGAGAAAAUGACUAGCACGGCGCUUGCUCGCGGCUUCACAUGGCCAAAGGCCGGCAAAGUCUGGGGCAAGUAUACCGACGAGCACUGGGAAAAGCUAAGCUUCUGGGCGUCGAUGCGCCUUCAAACGCUCUUCCGGACCGUCGCGGGCAUGAUGCACUACCAUCAGGCUCUACAAUGCCAUUUUGAAGCCCAAGGUGAUCGAAGGGGCAAGCUGGGACAAGUGUGGGACCCAAGCGAUGCCUUCACCUGCAUCGUGGCCAUGCAGAUGUACGCCUUCUUCAACCCCAUGCAGCUCAAGCACACCAACAUCAUGUUCCGGAAGUUCCCUCGGUCCAUGAAGGUGGCGUUUAUCGACUACGAAGAUCUGGAGGCGGCGGACUGGCCAGAUGGCAUUCAUGAGAAUCAGAAGCGGCGAUACUACAGUUGCCUCAUCGAUGCCAGCUGCCCUCCAGACGAGACCGGCCGCAGAAAGGCGAAGUACAAGAUCGAACUCCCCGGGUUUCCCAUUCUUGGCGACGGCAAGGGUGACAACCAGAACACCGCGAUUCCUUUCACCCGCGGAACCUACGUUCAGUGCAUUGAUGCCAACCAGGGCGCGUACUUCGAGCAGAUGCUUCUCUUGCCAAACGUCUUGGGUGAGUUUCGUUCAUCGCGCUCAGGUGGCAGAGGCGGAAAGAAGAUCAUCGGAUUCCCAGAGCACAUUACCAGCGACUUCGGCUCAGUUGGAGAUUUCGCAGCUUCAUCAGAGCUGGCCUUUGGCGGGGGACCAGGUGAUCAAUUGUUCUGGGCCUUCAAUUGUUUCUUUAGGAAGUCUCUCGAUCAGAACGUUGUCGGCAGAGUCCAACACCCACAAGAAGAGUCCAAAUGCUUCACUCCUAUAUGCAAUGCCGGCCUUAUGGCUUCGGAUGCCUGCGAGAAACCCUCCGAACUGCAGCUGGGCCUGACGUUUUUUUCUGGCCGGAGCGGGAGGUGGGAAUCAUCGGAGCUGCUCCUACACCGCUUCGAGGCGCUGCGGCAGCUAAAACAUCCGAACCUUUGCUGUUACCUGGAAAUCCUGGUUGGUCACGGCUUGGCCUUCAUCGCUAGUGAGCAUCGCUCGCUGACGCUGGCUUCCGUGUUGAAAGAAGCCAGAGAUGGCCUGCAGGAGAAAGUGGUAAGGAGUGUCACUGCGCAGGUCGUGCAGGGGCUUUGCCACCUCAAUUCGCAUGCCUUGGUCCACGGACAGCUUGAUUCCUCAUCAGUCUUGUUGGACGAAGGCUUUGCUGCUGGGAACCUGGCUACAUGUAGAAUCCUCCUCACGGGCCACGGGCUGGGACACUUGAUGGCCUGCGGGCGCUUGGCGAGCUGCUAUCCGCUGGCUCCUGAGGACCCGUGCUGCCUGGCUCCUGAAGUCGCCCGUGCAUGCAGCACUUCAACGGUCUCACCGGUAAGCGAAAGCCCCAGCUGCCAGCCAGAUGUGUGGGGCCUCGGCGUUCUUCUGCUGCAGAUGUUGCAGGGCCGAUGGCAAGACCGCCUGGUGACAGAAGGAGUGCAGAAUGCGCCGCAGCUUUGCCACAUCGUUGCGGUCGAAACUUCUGCAGAGCUGUGGUGUAGCGCCCUGGCCGGGCCGAAUCCGGGGCUGACGCUUCGCUCUUUGCUCAAAAGCCAGGUCGCUCCACGAGCGCCGAGCGGAGCCGAAGGCUCCAGCGGUGAAAUUGCACCAACCCUCGAAGCCCUCAAGGCAUCAUACCAAAAGUGGCUUAUGGCGGACGGUAUUUUGUGCGAAGCCGGCCUUCAUGACUUGUUCGAGGCAUGCCUUAUUCUGAACCCGUCUCAUCGACCGCGCCCACAAGACUUGGCGUCGCACUCGAGCCUGUCCCAGCACAAAAUCCAGGAUCUGCAGUUCUGGGCGCUUAGCUCAGCCUUGCAGUCCGAACGUUUGGGCGGUGACAGUGCCUGGGCCGCGCAAACAUCUGCAGCUUUGGCGCUUGACCCGGGAACGGUCGUGCCACCAAUGCGCUAUUUCUCAAGCCUUGGAAUGCGAACGGAACACCUCUACUACUGGUGGAGUCUCGCUGGUGGAGACCCCUUUUCACUGGUGGCAGCGAAGCUUCUGCUGCGACCAGCGCCUGCGAUCUUGCGGCUGCCGCUUGUGGUCCGCGACGAUGAAUGCAUGGGGGCUGUCUACGACUUCCUUUCCGCAGCCGGUGUGCCGCAGCAAGCAGUGUCAG
Molecule: messenger RNA, 8101 nt
Organism: Symbiodinium necroappetens
Lineage: Eukaryota; Dinophyceae; Suessiales; Symbiodiniaceae
Source: the annotation of a GenBank genome assembly